UUUUUUUUUUUUUUUUAAAUCGUAACUUAUCAAUUUUCUAUAAAACGUUAAUGACACGUCGCUUUUUAUUAUUUCUAAUGUUUCAUCUCAGUCACUGAAACAGAUGAAAUUUCAAACGGUGCUAUAGAUGUUAAAAUACCGCGUCUCUGAAUGUUUAUUACUGGAAACAAUUUUUUAUAUAACUAAUUUAUUAUGCCUUUCGAAUAAUCAAAUGCUUAACAACGUUAUAAAUGUUGUUUAUUUAUUGUUUUGAUAUUGAAAGUAGUACUCGUAAUGUAUUUUGUAGCAAGAACGUUCAUUUUACCGUCGGCAAUCUUGAAAAUCUAAGAUGAAGUAACCUUAAAGUAGCCUUAAUCGUGCAAUUAUUGCAAGCGGUCGUGUAUUUUUUUUAUACAGCAAGGCGAAUGAUACGCAGAGUUUGUUCAGUUUAAGUUUGUACGUUCUAUAAAUAGAAGUAGAAGGGUUUAAAAAGAUAUCAUUAAAAAAAUCUUCACUUAUAUACAAUUUUUAUAACAGAAGCAAAUGCACAGUUUUUGCAUAUUUCUAUUUGCGUACCGAGAAUGUGAAUAACAUAGUGUUAGAAAAAAAAACAAUUACACACUGAAUACUAGUUGAGCAUAGCGAUCAGUCUGUGAUAUAUAUUUUUUUAAUUUUUAAUAUAUAAGUAUGUCGAUAUGUAUGUAUAAUUCACGUAUUUAAAAUGGUAAAGAUACGAUGACCUGUUUCUGCUGAGUCAUUUUGUAUAUUCAAUCAAUUAAUACUUGCAAAUCUUGAAUACCUUCAGUAAUUUAAGUAGCUCAUUCUAUUACGAUAAUGACAAAUAUCACUUGUGUAUAUGUAAAUAAACUGUUAUCAUGUCUAUUAUUAUAUGUGUAUAUUUUGUUAUAGUAAUGUCAUACCAAAAGUAAAUAGAUUCGAGUGACAAGAAAAUAAAUAUUGUAUUAAAUCUAUUAAUUCGUUUUUAUAAGUUACUGGAUACAUGUCCUUUCUUCUUCAAGGACGAUACACAUAAGAUGCCAGAUGUUUCUUAUGAACUGAAUACCUGAAUUUCGUGUUACUAUAGCUCUAAUUGAGAUGAAGCACAUAAGGAUACGUGUGUGUACCGAAGAAACCGCGUAUUGAUGAUGAUAAUAGAGAAUGUAGAUAAUAUGGAAAUGAAACAGUUCGAACAUGCUGAAAAUAACUCAGUAUGUCUCUUGGACUUGUACAUGAAGUGUAUUUUAAGUAUUGGUCCAUUCAUAUCAAUUUUUCAUUGACUUUAUCUUUAAUUAAUUCUAACAAGUUGCAAAGGUAUAUUUAAAAGUGUAAAUAUAAAAUAUAAAAUAUCUUUAGAUAAGCAUGAACAGCAUAAUAAUAAUUAUAAGUCUAUUGGAAACUAUAUCGCCUGCUAUUGGAAAUUUUGGAUAUAGUAAACGUCAACAUUUGUGGAGUAAGGAUUUUAAGCUGUGCGAAGGAAAAUUACAGUCUCCUAUAUCCAUAUCGUCAUUCAAAUCAUUUCCUCUUCCUUUGCCUGCACUCGAGGUAAUCGGUUAUCAUGAUUAUCUUCCAGGACCACUACAUUUAAAGAAUAACGGUCACUCAGUUGUUGUAAACAUAAAUAAUAACGCAAGAAAUAUGUAUUUGCCUUACAUAUUUGGUGCUAGUCUCGAAGUAAAUCAAGAAUACGAACUAGAUCAUUUACAUUUUCAUUGGGGUGCAAAAAAUAACAGAGGAUCCGAGCACGUUUUUAAUGGUAUCAGAUACCCUAUGGAAAUGCAUAUAGUUCAUAGAAAUAAAGCAUAUUCGAAUUUUUCUAAUGCCUUAAAUUACGAAAAUGGUCUUGUGGUUUUAGGAAUCUUUUUUCAAUUGCAGUUGGAAGAUAACAAGUUGUUACAUCCCAUUUUAAAUAAUUUGAGAGACGUGCGAUGGUUACAUAAAGAAAUAAAAUUGCAAACACCUGUAACAUUAGCUUCGCUGGUACCUCGCAAUACAGAUGUAUUUUAUACUUAUAAAGGUUCGUUAACUACUCCCCCGUGUAACGAAGUGGUAACAUGGAUAAUUUUCCCAACCCCUGUACUGAUCUCUUUUAACCAGCUGAAUAUGUUUAGACGACUUUCCGAUGGAGAAGACGUAUUAGCAGAUAACUAUAGAAAAUUGCAAGAUAUAGGAUUUAGAAAAGUGUACGUUAGAAGGUUGAAUUCAUCUCUGGCUACAACAUACAAUGCAACAGUUUUCAAUGUCACGAAUUUAGAUUGGUUUUUGCAUUGAAUCGUAUUUAACCAAUUGUAUCGUAAUCAAUGAAAAAAAAAUUACUCCGUCAUUUCGCUUUUGCUAGAAAAUAAAAUUAACACGUAAAACUUCUAUAAAGUUAGCUUGUUUCUGGAUAAAAUAAAUUGUAGUUUAUUUUUCGAAUAAAUAAUGUAUCAUCGAGGAACUAUACUCCUGUUUUAACGUUUAUUAAAGUUGCUGAUUAUUUAAUUGCA
Molecule: messenger RNA, 2462 nt
Organism: Hylaeus anthracinus
Lineage: Eukaryota; Metazoa; Arthropoda; Insecta; Hymenoptera; Colletidae
Gene: CAH2
Product: carbonic anhydrase 2
Exons: 7
Coding region: 1339-2247 (302 amino acids)
Cellular component (GO): cytoplasm
Molecular function (GO): carbonate dehydratase activity; zinc ion binding
Source: RefSeq, a predicted model, not a curated record